Molecule: messenger RNA, 2402 nt
Organism: Syngnathus acus (greater pipefish)
Lineage: Eukaryota; Metazoa; Chordata; Actinopteri; Syngnathiformes; Syngnathidae
Product: protein APCDD1-like
Exons: 5
Coding region: 286-1794 (502 amino acids)
Biological process (GO): negative regulation of Wnt signaling pathway
Cellular component (GO): plasma membrane
Molecular function (GO): Wnt-protein binding
Source: RefSeq, a predicted model, not a curated record
AGCUCAGCUCUCUUUCUUACUCUCACAAGCCAACAGUGAAGAGUUUGCGCAGCUCAGCAAGCCGCUCAACGCAGCCAGCCGAGCUGCACUUGAGAAUUUUUUUUUCUGUCAAAAAGUAACAUCCAUGAAGAAAUCCAGCACCACCGUCUUACUCAUACUUGGAACCAUCAUGUGAUUUGAAUUUUUUCUAUUUUUCACCUGAUAAAGCAGCAAGCAAGCAGGCGGAGCUUGUGAAAAAGCAGAAAGCAGUCAAUUGUGUGACAAGUUGAAGUUUCUGCAACUACAAUGGACCUGGCUUUACUUCUGAUAAUUUCCUCCUGUUUAGGUUUGUCAGCAUGUUUCUCCGUGGAGGAGCAGUCACGUCACCUCUCCUUGGAGAAAACCUAUGGCCGCUUGGUUAAGGACUCCCACAUGUGCCACCACAUGUUGAAGCACCUUCACGACGGGGCCCGCAUCACCGUGCAGAUGCCCCCAAACGUGGAGGGUCACUGGGUGUCCACCAGCUGUGAGGUGCGACCAGGUCCGGAGUUCCUGACACGCUUCUACCGCUUCUACGACAACAACACCUUCGAAGCGCACCAGUUCUACUAUGAAGACAAUCACUGCACCAAGCCCACCUACACCCUGCUGGUGCGGGGACGCCUGCGCCUGCGCCAGGCCUCCUGGAUCAUACGGGGCGGCACCGAGGCAGAGUACUACCUCCACCGGGUCCAGAUCACUUGCCAUGGGGCCGGAGUGGCCAAGGAGCUGAGCCAGAGGCUGAACCAGAGCUGCAAGGGAGCCGUGAGGGGAGCCUGGGAACCCAACGUGCCCUACGAGCUGUGGAGCGAGGAGGGCGGCUAUAACUGCUCCAGGGAGCUCAACUUUGCCAUGCAUGAGCUGCAGCUGCUGCGGGUGGAGAAACAGUACACGCACCACAACCCGGACCACUUGGUGGAGGAGCUCUUCUUAGGUGACGUCCACACAGACCCCAUGCAGAGGCUGUAUUACAAGCCCUCCAGCUACCAGACGCCCCUGCAGAACGUCAAGAACCACGCACACGGUUGCAUCGCCUGCCGCAUCAUCUACCGCUCGGACGAGUUUCAUCCGCCCAUCCUGCCUCCGCGUGCUGACCUGGCGGUGGGUUUGUACGGCCAGUGGGUGAGCCAGCGGUGUGAAGUGCGCCCGGAGGUGCUCUUCCUCACCCGCCACUUCCUGUUCCACGACAACAACCACACGUGGGAAGGCUACUACUACCACUUCUCCGAUCCCGUGUGCAAGCACCCCACCUUCACCAUCUACGCCCGGGGACGCUACUCCCGCGGCCUGCACUCCACGCGCGUCAUGGGUGGCACCGACUUUGUCUUCAAAGUGAAUCACAUGAGAGUGACGCCCAUGGACUUCGCCACCACAUCGCUUCUCAACGUGUUCAGUGGCAACGAGUGCGGUGCCGAGCGGUCGUGGCAGCUGGGCGUGGAGCAGGACGUGACAGCCACCAACGGCUGCGUGGCCCUGGGCAUCCGCCUUCCCCACACAGAGUACGAGUUGUUCCGCAUGGAGCGUGACGCCAACGGACGCUACCUGCUCUUCAACGGCCAGCGGCCCAGCGACGGCUCCAGCCCGGACCACCCGGACAAGCGGGCGACAUCCUACCAGCUUCCCCUUGUGCGCUGCGCCGCCAGCAGCCAGGCACCGGGACGCGACCUUGACGGAAGCGACACACCCCUGCGGCUCAGAAAUGGCGGCGAGGGCCACAACCGGGCCAGUGUAGUGACAGCGUUUGUUGCUAUCAUUGUCAAAGCAUUGUCGCUUUAGGCCCACAAUAGUGAAAAGCAAUAAGUCGCCUAAGGAGGUCAUUAUUGAACCUCAAAGUGGUACAAUCAAGUAGAUUGUGCCGAAUGGGCCAAAAUGGCUUCCAAGGGAGCGUGCAUUGUUGGCUGAAGGAGGAGAAGAGCCAGGAACCAUAGACUUGUCCCUACAAAAAACUGCACUUUAGGCGGAAAGAGCCAAAGAUGGACUCUGAUGUAUACAUGAUGUGAUAUGUACAUCCCCCAUAGUUGUUUAGAUAAGGGGCAGGGAGCCAUUUUCCUAUGAGGGAGGAAUCAUAUACUCUACUCACAAGAGUGUGCUUAUGUACAUGCCUGAGCGGGAAUAUAAAUUUCCCAAUCAUUGUGGCGCAAUACCACACACCCACAGACCGCCAGUGGUUUAGCUUGAGUGGACCAAUCAUUGCUCACGUGCGACGUUGCCCACCCUUGGUUUCACUCUCCAUAAAGAUGCUUUUUUGGUAUUGUAAAGAAAGACUAAAGUCACGUUUCAAUGUGGAGUCAUAAAAACAUGACUACAAUUGCACUUACUGUAACAUGUAUCUUAUCAAGACAGCAGGGUAAUGGAAAUAAUAUAACGAGAUGGUGUGUUUUUGA